Cuscuta europaea is the source of this 1334-nucleotide messenger RNA. Lineage: Eukaryota; Viridiplantae; Streptophyta; Magnoliopsida; Solanales; Convolvulaceae. The record is from the annotation of a GenBank genome assembly.
GCCAUUCUCUAACGAGAACAUCUUCCCAAAUUUUUUUCCGGUUAUCAUCUUCUCUUCUCUGCCCAUGGCUAUCACCGCCAAUACCACUGUGAUAUCUAUCACAGCCACCAUCCACUUUCCCAUCAAACUCACAUCUUCCAAUUUCCCAGUCUGAAAAUCUCAAGUUCAUGCCACUCUUAUUGGACUUGGACUAGAUUCUUAUGUUGAUGGAACUCUCACCAUUCCCGACAAAUUCACCAACGAAGCAAAAACUAUUCCCAAUCCCUGCUAUACCAUAUGGUACCGGCAAGACAAAACUAUCCUCAGUGCUCUACUGGGAAGCUGCUCCGACACUAUACAACCGCUUAUCUCACCAGCCAUUACUGCCCGAUCAGCAUGGGAGAAACUUGCUCUCACAUAUGCCAGCACCUCUCGUGGCCGCGUCAUAUCUCUCAAGACUACCCUCGCUCGUACGAAAAAGGGCUUUCGCUCUAUCACCACGUACCUUGCCGAAAUGUAUGCACUGACCAAAGCACUAGCCCUUGCACAAAAUCCCUUGUCCGAUGAAGACCUAGUCAUCAAUAUUUUGAAUGGACUUGGACCUGAGUAUAGUGAAUUAACAUCUGCCAUACGUGUCCGCGAGACGGCCCUUCCUCUCACCCAACUUCAAGAUAUUCUUCUUGAGCAGGAGGGUAAAAUUCAAGAAAAUGUUAGUUCCACGUCUGACUUAUUGCCUACAGCCCAUGCUACUCAGACUCACGAUCGCUCCUACCUUGCUGACUCACGCCUGCAACAACAACAUGUUCUUCGUGGUUCCUUCUCUCGUAGUGGACGCGGAGGCCACCAUCAGAACACCUCUCGUUCCGCAGCUACAUCUCUCACCUGCCGAUUUUGCGACAACAUAGGCCAUGAAGUUAAACACUGCCGGAAAACUUCAGCGGUUCUUACGUGAUAAUAAGGGUCCGUUCCCUGCCACACCAACAGUCAACACUACCAUGUCCACAUCUACCUCUAGCCAACCAUGGCUCUUUGACAGUGGUGCUUCCCACCACGUUACGUCCGAUGUUUCGCAACUUCCGACAUACGCCGACUACGGCGGGCCUGAAGAAGUUAUACUUGGUAACGGACCGAGUCACGGGGGCGCCUCUACUCCGCGGAGAGAAUCGUAACGAUGUUUAUUAUGCACCAGCAUCCUCCUUAUCAUCACCAGAAAUCCAUAUGUCUCAAGUCAAUCUGUCAACACCUUGGCAUCAUGUGUUUGGUCAUCCGUCCCAGAAAAUUUUUAGUCUGCUAGUUCGUCAAAAUAAAGCCAUGUUUCCCAAUAAUAAAUUUACGUUCAGCCAUUGUAAUUCUUG